Molecule: messenger RNA, 3897 nt
Organism: Vespula pensylvanica (western yellowjacket)
Lineage: Eukaryota; Metazoa; Arthropoda; Insecta; Hymenoptera; Vespidae
Gene: Best2
Product: bestrophin homolog 15-like
Exons: 10
Coding region: 106-2646 (846 amino acids)
Molecular function (GO): chloride channel activity
Source: RefSeq, a predicted model, not a curated record
AAGAAAGAAGGAAGGAAGGAAGGAAGGAAGGAAGAAAGAAAGGAAAGAAAGAAAGAAGGAAGGAAGGAAGGAAGGAAGAGAAGAGUUCGACCGGUCAGGCAGGAAAUGACUAUAUCGUACGCGAGCGAAGUGCCAAACGGCUCCAGCUUUGGCUGUUUCUGGAGGAUCCUGGUCAAAUGGCGGGGUUCGGUUUACAAACUAAUCUGGCGGGAAUUACUGGCCUACCUCUUCGUUUACUACCUCAUCAAUUUUACAUAUCGAUAUGCGCUCAACGAGCAGCAACGUGCAAUCUUCGAAAAGAUACGCUAUUAUUUCGGGAACUCGAGCGAGUCGAUUCCGAUGUCGUUCGUCCUGGGAUUCUACGUGAGUCUCGUAGUGAAGAGAUGGUGGGAGCAGUACAAGCUUUUACCGUGGCCGGACAAUCUGGCCCUCUUCAUCAGCGCCGCCAUUCCUGGAAACGACGAGAGAGGACGACUGAUGAGGCGGAAUAUCGUGAGGUAUGCCGUUUUGGCCUAUGUUAUCACCCUUCAGAGGAUCUCGCUGAGGGUUAAGAGACGUUUCCCAACUCUUCAACACAUCGUCGAUGUUGGUCUAAUGAUGGAGUCGGAGAAAAAAAUCUUUGAAAUGAUGAAUAAAAAAGCGGCUAUGUCGAAGUAUUGGAUGCCGCUCGUCUGGGCGACUAACAUCAUCAAUAGGGCAAGGAAAGAAGCUUUGAUCACCAGUGACCAAGUAGUGCAAACCCUUCUUGUCGAACUCAGCGACAUCCGGAAGAGGCUUGGCGCACUGAUCGGUUACGACACUGUUUGCGUUCCUCUCGUUUACACUCAGGUAGUUACGCUGUCGCUUUACGCGUACUUCUUCUCGGCUCUACUCGGUAGACAGUUUAUCGAACGCACUGAAGGGGGUGGUGGGAAAUACGAGGAACCGGACAUGUAUUUUCCUUUUUUCACGGCUCUGCAGUUCUGCUUUUAUGUCGGAUGGUUGAAAGUAGCCGAAGUUCUUAUCAAUCCUUUCGGCGAGGACGACGAUGACAUCGAGUUAAAUUGGCUAAUAGAUAGACACAUUAAAGCUGGUUACAUGAUCGUCGACGAGAUGCACGAAGAGCAUCCUGAACUAUUAAAAGAUCAAUAUUGGGACGAAGUGGUUCCUCGAGAUCUUCCAUAUACAGUAGCGAGCGAGCAAUAUCGACGGGAAGAACCAAAGGGUUCAGCGGAACAUUAUAAAGUAAAGGGCAGCGAUGCUCUCUACGCUAACGUGAUGAUGGGAACACAAAUCCAUAGUCACGUGCAGCAUCGCAAGGUCCAUCAGGAUGACAUGUAUGCAGAUUAUGAAAGCGUAGACACACCAUUAGUGGAGCGAAGAAAGAAUUGGCUUCAACGACAAAUCACGCGAAUGGGUUCUGUACGUAGUUCAUCGACUACGUAUAGUAGUGGAGGAGGUUUCUUUGCACGAAAUCGUCAUAACAGCGUGUACAGUAGUCCUGAAACAGGAGGCUUGCCAACGACAGCUAAUCCGAAUUUGAAAAUGUCACUAUACGACCGUCUCGUAGGUCGUAAAAGUAUCCGUAGUCAACGAAUGGGUAGGCAAGGUACGAUGACGAAGUUGAACUCGGUGCCAGUAUCCUUGAAGAAUAGGCCACGUAUACCGACCCCGGACGUGACAAAGGAGGUGGUUGAUCGUGAGCAGAGAUUGGCGUUGUCGGCGAGCAACACGGCGAACAUCGGUGCGGGCGUUGUCGGCGUGAUACCGGCGAACGGUCAUUAUACUACUGACUUACCGGUGGUCCAAGUGGUCCUUUCGCCGAUUCAGGAGACCGAAGGAACGCCAGCAAACGCAAAAUCGGGAGCAGCUGCUUUGGCACAAGCGGUAUUGUCACCGACAUUGACUAGCGCCGGUUUGGUAGCACCUGUUACCCUAACGCCAGUAACUAUGAGCCAGCUGACGCAGUUAGGCCUGGUCACGACUACGUCGGCUUCUUCGUACAGACCUACAAACAUACAGAGCAACAACACGAUUCAGGCUACCUUGACAGAGGUCAACACUAGCGAGGAGGAAGGUUCAGGAAGCGGAAGUUCCAGUAGUAGAAGCGAAAGUAUCACUGGUCAAGAAGAAAGAAGUACUCCAUUAAUCGGCGAUAAUACUAGUCCCGUAAUUAGCAACGGAAGUUCACCUACCUUCGAUAGUUACAACGAUCGUUCUCCGAUUCUGAUGAAUCCAGAGAAACUAGGAUAUGUCGUAGCUUUACCAACUACACAAGAGAGCCAUCUGCAAACCGCGAUAGAACCACGUGGCAGAAGAUCAGCUUCUUUACCUGGACCACCCGUUAUCCAGUUAAAGGAAGAUAGAAGCAUGUCCUUGCCUCAUUCUCCCGGUCUCCAACCGAGAGAAACCCGAGCAGCUUCCGUUUCAAGUAGACACGAUAAUCCUAACUUAGACAGACUUGCUAUAAUUUCUCCAAAUCAUGAUUUACGACCUAGGACCAAUAGUUUUGGUCAUGAACUCAUGAGGAACAAUCAGCCCCGUAAUCAGGAGACUUCGAGGAAGAUAAGCAGCGCUUCUUGUAACAAUGCUGCGGUUUCAACGGCAUCGAUUGUACCAACGCAGACGACAGGCUCUCCUAGCAAAAGGGGCGAGGUCUAUGUUUGACCGAAAUUUUUUCUUAUCAGGGUCUUUCGUCUUUCCUCUUUAGGGUCUUCGUGACUACCCCGCUUUCGCGAAUUAGAGAUCGUACGAGAAGAUACAAGAUAUUUUAUAUCUUGAUCUUCUUUCCCAUUCGUCCACUAUUGUGAUGUUUUUUUUUUGCUUUUUUUCUUGUACAUAGUAUGACGUGGCAGGAGUCAAACCAUCGAAACUAUUUCAUGGACAAAAGCGUCGAUCGCGAGACUGCUUUUUACGGAUUCUUUUUUUAUUAUCAUUACUUUCUUUCUCUUUUUUUUCUUGUUUUCUUUUUGAUCUUUUUUUUUCUUAGUCAUCAAAUAUGGUUUUUUAAGAAAUUUCACUUUCAUUCACACGUGGUCUCGCAGAUGACGCGUUGAUUUUGAAAAUGACUUUGAAGAUCAAGUCGAUAUCCUGUAAAUACUAUCUAUUUGUGCAUAUAAACUCUAGAAACAUUCAACGGCAUAGUUUAAAAUCGAACGAGAACUUUUAUAAUAUAAAUAAAAAUGAAAAAACACGUUGUUACGUGUGUGCGUGCGUGUAUGUGUAUAUCGCUGGAUCGUUACUAAAGUGCAAUCUCUCGUAUAAAUAUAAUCGUGUUUAAAAUAGAGCGAAAUAAAUUUCGUCUUCGGACUCGAUGGAACGUACGAUAGUGUAUAUUUUUUUAUCACACGUGCAAUAUUGUAGUAGCGUUAAUAUAGAACGCAUUCUUAUCUUUGCCGUCUGAUGUAUAAAUCACCGAAAAAACGAACGCGCAGUAGUUGUUUGGAAAUGGAUUAUUUUAAUUUUUUGUUAAAAUAAUUAAUGUAGACAAUGAAGUAUAGAUUAGAAAGGGUGUUUACUCUAAUUUUUAAUGAGUUUUUAUCAGUUAAAUUAUAGGCCAAAUCAUCGAUUGGAAUGAACCGUAAAAGUGUGAAUAUCAGUACGUUGCAGUAUAGAAGUCAUCAUCUUCUAUGGUAUAUAAAUAAAUAAAUAAAUAAAUAAAUAAGUAUAUAUACAUAUAUAUAUGUAUGUAUGUAUGUAUAUAUAUAUAUAUAAAAUUUUCGUACUUCGUCAUGUGUGAUAUGAAGUUUUAUACAUAUUUAUAUUAUACGAUUUAUGAUGGGAUUGUAUCUAAGAGUAUGUAACGAUAUUCUACUGUUUACAGGCUAUUAACAUAUGCAAAACUUUAUGUAUGCCAUUGUAAAUAGGUAUGCGUUUUUCCAACCGAAGAAACGUCUUUUUCACGAUAAGAAGACAAUU